This is a messenger RNA of Macroventuria anomochaeta, 1629 nucleotides long. RefSeq names its product MFS gliotoxin efflux transporter glia. The transcript is spliced from 3 exons. Lineage: Eukaryota; Fungi; Ascomycota; Dothideomycetes; Pleosporales; Didymellaceae. Gene Ontology annotation, molecular function: transmembrane transporter activity. The record is from RefSeq and is a predicted model, not a curated record. The coding region runs from base 1 to 1629 and encodes 542 amino acids. Gene Ontology annotation, biological process: transmembrane transport.
AUGGCGGCAGUGAGGCAAGCAGAAGAUCUCUCCGUUGAUCACCAUUCCGUAGAGCUUGAUACGCUUCGGUCCGACGAGAAUGAGGCUACGACAAUACAGUAUCCUCGCGGAGUUCGGCUACUUCUGAUCACUAUUGGUCUUAUUCUCAGCAUCUUCCUCGCCGCCCUUGAUGCAACUAUCAUCUCAACAGCCAUACCGAAUAUUACCACAGAGUUCGGGACCAUUAGCGACAUCGCCUGGUACAGCACUUCGUUCGUCGUCACCCAUACAGCGUUCCAGUCGUGCUGGGGCAAAGCAUACAAGUACUUCCCUCUGAAGACCAUCUUCCUGCUGUCCAUGCUGGUUUUUGUGGUUGGCAAUGUCAUAUGUGCGCUGGCAUCGAAUAGUGAAGUGUUGAUAUUUGGUCGCAUUAUAGGAGGCUGCGGCGGUGGGGGACUUAUGACUGGAGCAUUCAUCAUUAUUGCGCUCACAGCUGGUCCCAAAUGGCGUGCUGCAUACAUGGGUGUACUUGGCGUAACGUUCGGUUGCGCGAGCGUUGUUGGACCACUCUUGGGAGGAGUCCUAACUGACGGUCCAGGCUGGCGGUUCUGCUUUUGGAUCAGUCUACCGAUCGGGUUUGUGGCAGCUUCCACCAUGUUCAUCUGUUUCAAGUCGCCUAUCAACCCCAAGGAAGCUUCACUGCGAGAGAAGAUCCUUCAGCUCGACCUCAACGGCGGUGUACUCGUGGCAACCUCCCUCUCGUGUUUUAUACUGGCCAUGCACUGGCUCGGCAAGAACCCCUCGAACAGCGCUCGUGUCAUAGGAAGCUUCUCUGGGUCCGCUUCACUCCUCGUUUGUUUCAUCAUCAAUGAGUGGGUGAUGGGCAAGAGAGCCAUGAUCCAGUCUAACCUCCUGAAGAACAAGAUGGUGCUCGCAAACGCCUGCUACAUCUUCUUCUUGGCAGGAGCUUACUUCCCACUGCUGUACACCCUACCUGUUCAAUUCCAGUCGGUCAACAACACCUCGGCCUCGCAAAGCGGCGUUCGAUUGAUACCGCUCGUCCUGGGUAUCUCAGCCGUCACGAUGAUCGCAAAUGGUCUUCUCACGUUCUGGCGUCACUACAAGCCUUUCCUUCUGGUGGGUGCUAUCUUUGCACUAGCCGGCAAUACGAAGAUAUAUACGUCUAAUGCGCGCACACUCACGAGCGAAUGGGUGGGCUAUGAGAUCCUCUCUGCUGUUGGAAUCGGCAUGGCACUCCAGAUCCCGGUAAUCGCCAAUCAGGCCUUGGUAUCAGCAGACGACAUGGCGGCAGUCACAACGCUUACACUGUUUAUAGAGAACUGUGGAGAGACGCUCUUUGUUGCAUCUAGUGAGGGAGCUUUCACGAACGGGCUACUGUCAAGCCUCGCACGCAAUCUGCCAUCGAUCGAUUCAAGGACCGUACUGGAUGCUGGCGCGACGCAAAUUAGGAGUUUGUUCAAGGGAGGGGAACUCGAACAGGUAUUGGAGAGCUACCUUGACGGAUGCAAGACCAGCCACAUCAUUACAGUUGCCUGUGGCGCAAUCGCUGGCUUGAUCUCUCUUUCGAACGCAGGUCCUGCGGCAAUAACUUGGGCGAAGCUGAAGUUGAAGAAAGCGCACGGGCGCUAG